Messenger RNA from Bursaphelenchus okinawaensis, 335 nucleotides. The record is from the annotation of a GenBank genome assembly. Lineage: Eukaryota; Metazoa; Nematoda; Chromadorea; Rhabditida; Aphelenchoididae.
AUGCUUCCGCACGGGGAUGAAGAUUCUGAAUUUGAUGUUGUUGAUUGUGUCCGCCGAAUGGGAAUGGAGCUACCGGUGAACUGGGCUGGAAAUGCCGUGCUAUAUAGCGAUAUCAGAAGCGGAAAUUCGAGGAAGAAGCAGGGUAAGGAUUGCUUUACUAUUUUUUCACUAUUUUUCAAGUUUUUAUUCCUUUAAUAUUAUUUUUAGUAAUUGCUUCCGUGUUAGAAGAUUACCGCAAAGCAAUCGAACCAAAUUUACCCUCUCAUCCGAUCAGUACAUUAUUGCUGCCACCGCUACUGUUCUUCGUUCUACACAAUUCUGGAUGUUAUCAAUGA